AUGGCUUUGGUUGCUCCUGUUGUUGCUUCAUUCGAAUGGACCAUUGAAGCUGCAAGAGAAUUAAUUUGCAAGAAUCAUGAUGAUUUUGAGUUCGUUCCUAAUAAUCGCUAUGAAAGGAUAUGGAAAACAUAUCCAACCAAUUGUUUUCUAAUAGAAGGUUCGCUGCUUCUCCCUUUCAAUGUCGUAGGAAAUG
Molecule: messenger RNA, 193 nt
Organism: Funneliformis geosporum
Lineage: Eukaryota; Fungi; Glomeromycota; Glomeromycetes; Glomerales; Glomeraceae
Source: the annotation of a GenBank genome assembly